AUGUCCAACGACAUCGCUGAUAAGACGGCGUCGCAGCCGCAUGACAACAUCCACGUCGAGAAGGGCCCUUCUCACAUCCACCAGUUCAGCCAUGUCGCCCUCGACGACAAGGGCCUCAAUUCCGAGGCCCACGAGGGCACCAACAUCGAGCACAGCUUUGGUCUCUGGCAGGGUCUGAAGACCUACAAGCGCGCCGCUUUCUGGUCGAUCCUCAUCUCGACCACAGUCAUCAUGGAGGGUUAUGACGUGACCCUCAUCGGUUCCUUCUAUGGCUACCCUGCGUUCCGUGAGAAGUAUGGCGAAUGGCUUGAUGAGGAGAACGGUUACCAGAUCUCAUCCUCCUGGCAACAAAAGUUCAACGCCAUUGGCGCCGUGGCCAACAUUGUCGGCGCCCUCAUGAACGGAUACUUCACCCCUAAAUAUGGCCACCGCAUGGUCCUCAUCAUCUCACUCGUCUGGCUGGCCGCCUUCGUCUUCAUCGUAUUCUUCGCCCACAACAUUGAGAUGCAAUUGGCUGGUCAAAUACUCUGCAAUGUACCCUGGGGGGUGUUCGCCACGACUGGCCCCUCCUACGCGGCUGAGGUCACCCCCUUGGCUAUCCGUGGCUACUUGACCUCCUACGUCAACCUUUGCUGGUGCAUCGGCCAAUUCAUCUCGGCCGGUGUCCUCAAGGGGCUUGUCGAUGUCGAGGGCCAAUGGAGUUACAAGAUUCCUUUUGCUAUCCAGUGGGUCUGGCCCAUUCCGCUCAUCAUUGCGGCUUGGAUGGCCCCUGAGUCUCCCUGGCACCACGUCCGCAACGGCGAUCUCGACGCCGCAAAGAAGUCACUUGAACGGCUCUCGGAGCCCGAACACAACGUAGACCACGAUGCCACGGUGGCCAUGAUGGUGCACACCAACAAGCUUGAGAUUGAAGAGCAAGCGGGCGCCACCUUUUUCGACUGCUUCAAGGGCACGAAUCUCCGCCGUACCGAGAUCGCCUGCAUGGCUUUCAUGUCUCAGAUCACCAAUGGCGGUGCCCUCUGCUAUUCUGGCUCCUUCUUCUUCCAGCAGACCGGUAUUGAUGCUUCUACCUCGUAUGCGAUAAGCUUGGGAGGCACUGCCAUUGCCUUCGUCGGCACCUGCAUUUCCUGGCUCUACAUCUACAAAUUUGGCCGCCGGGCCAUCUGGCUAAGCGGCUUCACUUUGCUCGUGGCUUGCUUGUGGAUCAUCGGUUUCCUCUCAGUCGCCCCGAACCAAACACAGGGUGUCAUCUGGGGACAGUCGAUUCUGUGCGUGGUCUGGCUCGGAUUUUAUUCCAUGACUGUUGGCCCCAUCGUGUACACGCUUGUGUCCGAAGUCGGCUCGACCCGUCUUCGGACCCAGACGGUCGUGCUGGGUCGCAGCACAUAUUAUGUAGGCAACAUCAUAUGUGGCGGUCUCAUCCAGCCCAAGAUGCUGGCACCUGGCGACUGGAACUUGAAGGGAAAGACUGCAUUCUUUUGGGCCGUCCUCGCCACCGUUACUUUGAUUUGGGGCUUCUUCCGCUUGUUCGAGACCAAGGGCCGCACCUUUGGCGAAAUGGAUGUCAUGUUCCAGAAGGGCGUCUCGGCUCGCAAGUCAAGCAAGUACGAGCUCACCUCGGAGGACAUGUUCGUGGCCGAGAGAGUUCAGCCUCUCAGCCGGAACGUGUCGGAGAAGGUUUGA
Colletotrichum graminicola M1.001 is the source of this 1683-nucleotide messenger RNA. Its product is annotated as sugar porter family MFS transporter. Bases 1 to 1683 code for a protein of 560 amino acids. The record is from RefSeq and is a predicted model, not a curated record. Gene Ontology annotation, biological process: carbohydrate transport; transmembrane transport. NCBI's taxonomy places the organism in Eukaryota, Fungi, Ascomycota, Sordariomycetes, Glomerellales, Glomerellaceae. Gene Ontology annotation, cellular component: membrane. Gene Ontology annotation, molecular function: carbohydrate:proton symporter activity. The transcript has 3 exons.